This is a messenger RNA of Aspergillus tanneri, 1014 nucleotides long. RefSeq names its product MIP/aquaporin family protein. Gene Ontology annotation, biological process: water transport; glycerol transmembrane transport. Gene Ontology annotation, cellular component: plasma membrane. Gene Ontology annotation, molecular function: water channel activity; glycerol channel activity. Bases 1 to 1014 code for a protein of 337 amino acids. Lineage: Eukaryota; Fungi; Ascomycota; Eurotiomycetes; Eurotiales; Aspergillaceae. The transcript has 3 exons. The record is from RefSeq and is a predicted model, not a curated record.
AUGUCCUCGCCAAGACACAAGAUGGAAGGCACAGAGGUCCAGGAAACGACUCAGGUCUCUUUAAGCCCCAGUCAGAAACCAGAAACAUCAUUGCACGAGCAUGUCAGUGUUGGGUUGGAAGACAUGCACGAUGUGUCCUCACAGCUCCUGUGGAGUAGAAUAAGAGAGUACGGCCGUGAAGCCUUUUCUGAAUUCUUCGGCACUAUGAUCUUGGUCCUGUUUGGAGACGGCGUGGUCGCCCAGGUUACGCUCAGUCACAACGAGAAGGGGAAUUACCAGUCUAUUUCAUGGGGCUGGGGGCUCGGAGUCAUGCUUGGAGUCUACGCCAGUGGUGCAUCAGGGUCACACAUCAACCCCGCCGUGACAUUAGCCAACUGCGUCCUGCGCAAAUUCCCCUGGCGCAAGUGGCCCAUCUACGCGGUUGCGCAGCUCCUAGGCGGCAUGUGCGCCGCAGCCAUCAUCUACGGUAACUACAGAUCGGCCAUCGAUGUAUACGAAGGCGGCUCCGACAUUAGAACCGUCCCGGGGUAUUCCUCCACCGCCACCGCGGGCAUCUUCUGCACAUACCCGGCCGAAUUCAUGACGCGCACGGGCCAGUUCUUCUCCGAGUUCAUCUCCAGUGCCCUUCUGAUGUUCAUGAUCUUCGCACUGAAAGACGACAGCAACCUUGGAGCCGGUCCGCUGACUCCUCUGGGCCUCUUCUUCGUGAUCUUUGGCAUUGGGGCCUGUUUCGGAUGGGAAACGGGCUAUGCCAUUAACCUGGCUCGAGACUUUGGACCCCGUCUUGUAUCCUACAUGAUCGGAUACGGGCCGGAAGUGUGGAAGGCUGGCAAUUAUUACUUCUGGGUCCCCAUCGUUGCUCCUUUCUUCGGAUGUACCUUUGGCGGCUGGGUCUACGACAUGUUCCUCUACACGGGGACCGACAGCCCCGUGAACACCCCCUAUCUCGGACUUCGGAGACUCAUCCAACCUGCGGUGAAUCGAAAGCAUGUUGCCGCGCUAAGUCACGUAUAG